AUGGCCGCAGCAGCCAAUGAGGCAUCUAGUGUUUAUAUCUAUGUGAAGAACGGACAGAACACCGGAAAAUGCCCACAGCUGUAUGUUGAUAAGGAACAGGAGGUUCUGAUGGACCAGCAGAUGUUGGACCAGGAGGAUCCUGAACCUCCACAGGUUAAAGAGGACCAGGAGGAAGUGUGCAUCAGUCAGCUGGUACUGAAACAGGAGACUGGUACCAUCAAGGUGCUUCAGUGCACGUCCCAACUCGCUGCCAUCCAUGGAGGUUCUGAGAACAGGAUGGUGGAGCAUGAAGAAGAGAUGGGUCCUCAGUGCAGACUGCUGGAGAUCAACUGGAAACCCGUAGUAAAGUUGCACAGAAUGGAACUCCUACAGAAACCUGUUUUUACAAAGGAAGAGGUUUUGAUGGACCAGCAACUUAGUAAGCAGGACAGGAACUACAGUCUGGUCUGGGAGGAACAGAAACCUUCACAGAUCAAGGUGGAACAGGAGGAACUAGAACCUCCACAGAUCAAAGAAGACCAUGAAGAAACAGGACCUUCGCAAAUUAAAGAGGAACAGGAAGAACUUGGCAGCAGUCAGGAUGUGGAGCAGCUAGUUAUCAAAGAGGAAACUGAUAUUUUACUGGUUACAACUAAUUACGGGGUAAGUGACAGCAGUGAGUCAGAACCAAGCAGCGGCCAUCUCUUCUCAGACCUGACACGACUAAAAGAAAAAACAGAUUUGGAAACGGAUGAUGGAAAACGUUAUGUUUGCAACAUUUGUUGA
Messenger RNA from Nematolebias whitei (Rio pearlfish), 765 nucleotides. Its product is annotated as zinc finger protein 853. The transcript is spliced from 4 exons. The coding region runs from base 1 to 765 and encodes 254 amino acids. The record is from RefSeq and is a predicted model, not a curated record. NCBI's taxonomy places the organism in Eukaryota, Metazoa, Chordata, Actinopteri, Cyprinodontiformes, Rivulidae.